UGUCUCCAAAACAAGUACAGGAAAUCGCAAAUUGUUCGACGGCAAUGGCUGCUUGACUUUUGUUCAGUGGCGGCUGCCGGCUCCCACACUUCUCUCUCUUCUCCUCUUAAUGUGCCGUGCGGCCCGCAUCUGGUAAUUCUGUCAACUGCAGAAGAAGACCGAGGAGUCCAAUCUGUUCUAGGCUUCUAGCUUACUAGGUUUAGAAGGAAGGGAAAAGGUAAUGGCUGGAACGCUUAGAAAAUGCUUGUUAUGUUGCACAUCAACGAAGGUCACGAAGGAAGACAUGACGAAGGACUCGUACGAGGAUGCCAUUGCCGGACUUUCCAAGCUCCUAAGUGAAAAAGCCGACCUCGAGGGCGUCGCCGCCGCCAAGAUCAGGGAGAUAACGGCUGAGCUGGCUUCGGCCGGUUCGAGCGACCCUGUCCAGAGGAUCAAAACCGGGUUCAUCCAAUUCAAGAAGGAGAAAUUCGAGAAAGAUGUUGAUCUGUACAACAAACUGGCCACAGGCCAAAGCCCCAAGUUCAUGGUAUUUGCAUGCUCGGACUCUCGAGUUUGCCCAUCGCACAUCCUCAAUUUCCAACCAGGGGAGGCCUUUGUGGUCCGAAACAUCGCCAACAUGGUUCCUCCAUUUGACCUGACAAAGUACUCGGGAGUGGGGGCGGCCAUUGAAUAUGCGGUAUUGCAUCUGAAGGUGGAAAAUAUUUUGGUGAUUGGACACAGCUGCUGUGGAGGUAUAAAGGGGCUCAUGUCUAUCCCUGAUGAUGGGUCCACUGCUAGUGACUUCAUAGAGAGCUGGGUGAAAAUCUGCGCACCGGCAAAGACCAAGAUCAAAGCAGCAUGCAGCGGUUUAAGUUUCACAGAGCAGUGCACCAACUUGGAGAAGGAGUCUGUGAAUGUGUCAUUGGCAAAUUUAUUGACAUAUCCAUUUGUUAGAGAAGCGCUGGUGAACAAGACUCUGAGUCUGAAAGGCGGAUACUACGAUUUCGUCAAGGGCAGCUUCCAGCUUUGGGAUCUUGAUUUCAAAAUUACACCAAAUUUAACCGUAUGAGACCAAACUUUGUCCAGAAAGCACAAACCUUCCUUUCGUUUCUUAAAUGAAUUUCGUCACAGUGCAUCUUCUCUGGAACAACAUUUGGCAAAAUAAUAGUCUUUGUGGCUUGUCUGAUGUUGAAAUAAGUAUAGUUUUGGUGAAUCAGUAUCUUUUUUGCACUAUGUCAAAAGUUCUCCUUUCAAUACCGAUGCUCAAAUCAUGUAAGUAAACAUGCCGUUGAGAUUGUACAAGAUUCAAUGCAAA
Malus domestica (apple) is the source of this 1294-nucleotide messenger RNA. Its product is annotated as carbonic anhydrase 2. The record is from RefSeq and is a predicted model, not a curated record. Gene Ontology annotation, molecular function: carbonate dehydratase activity; zinc ion binding. NCBI's taxonomy places the organism in Eukaryota, Viridiplantae, Streptophyta, Magnoliopsida, Rosales, Rosaceae. Gene Ontology annotation, biological process: carbon utilization.